UUCACCGCACGCCAUAUUUGCAAGCAUUACAAAUUGGAAGCUGAAUGAGUGAUGCGACAAGACAACAAGAAUCAUUUUUGCGUUUAUUGAUACCUAGUGUAUUCAGACCGUGUUGUUGAUUAAAAAUUAGGUACCAGUGAGGGACGUAAUUGAGAAAGAAGCUCACAAAGAGAGAGACUGCUGUAGACUUUGAACCCUGAGGAUCGUUACAAAGGGGGUUUUCCCUUUUGUCAAUUCAUACGUGUGUCCAUGACAUUCCAAGAACUUGGUUCUUUGAGCUUUGUGUGUACCCAAUUGGGAAUUCCACCAAUUGGGAAUACCACCUAUAUACCACGUGUGAAGAUAUCUACAUUUACAUGUAGUUGAGUAUGUGGAACACUGCAUACCACAUUGUACUGUUAGCAAGUGAAAGAGAGAAUUACAUUUUAUAUUACUUCUUUGGGCGAGAAACACUUAAAAUUGGACAAGAUUCUGUAUUCGUCGGAGAUGAUACCAGGAAAUGUAUUCUGUAAAGAUUAUUAAAAGGAGAAAUAUUUCUUUUGAAAAGGCUUUAUUAGCCUACUGAGAAUAGCAGUACAGUAUCCUGUAAUUAUUUCUGGGGCCCCAUGCACUGGGAAUCGUGUAUGUGCAUACAGGAAAAACUUACCUGAUAGUACAAUUGUGGUACUUUCACAUAGAAAUCUGAGUUUGAAGAGGAAGAUAGACACGAAGAAAGGCAGGCCUUUGCUGGCACACUUUGAACAAAAUCAACUUGUUUUUGUUGUGGACGAUAAUUAAAAAUAACCAUGGCAACGGGUACCUCUACGAUUACCCAGACGGUGCAGGAGGACACGGAGGAGAACGUGAUUGAACAGACGGAGAUGAUCGUCAGAAACUUCUUCCACCAGAGGCUGGCGAUGGACAUGCAGGAUCAGACGAAUGAUAUUAAUAUAUCAACGCCUAGGAUACCAGAGUUACAGAAUUUCACUGCAGACCCUUUAAGUCCGACGUCGAGAGUAGGGAGGAGACUAGCUCAGAUUGGAGACCAAAUAGAUGCACAGUACGAGGGAGAGUUCCGUCAGAUGAUCCAGAUGCUACACAUAACCCCCUCAACCGCCUAUCAAGCAUUCGCCGGUGUAGCAAGAAGAUUAUUUAUCAAGGGCAUCAACUGGGGGCGUAUUUCGGCGCUUCUCAUGUUCGGUUACCGUAUCGCUAGAGACGUGAUGACGAGUGUGGGGGAUUUCUUUCACAAGAUUGUCGGCGAUCUGGUGCGUUUCAUCAUCUCAGAGAGAAUCGCAACAUGGAUAGCACAACAAGGAGGCUGGAUUUCAGCGCUGAACUUCAGAAUAGAGAACCCCGGUGUAGGCUUCAUUGCAAUAGCAGGUCUGUCAGCGUUAGCCAUCGUGUGUGCAGUCGUAUGGUCAAGAUCUAGAUAGAAUAGGGGUAGCAGCUUAUGAGGGGGAUGGGUGUAAAACCCCAGUGACACUGCCAAACCAGACGUAAACCAACCUUAAACCAACCUCUCACUAACCAAUAAUCAACAAAACUGUCUGCUAAGGGAUGCCAGUUUUCAGGCAAUAGCUUGAAUCCCGGCCCUGGCGAGUUAUUUCCAGACUAUAGUUGAGGCUUUUUUGUGUAAAAAAUAGCUCAUUCUAGGUGAUUUUCAGGCCCUCUGAUCAAUUCUAACUGGCAUCCCUGUCUGCUGUUCGAUAUGAUAUUGAGCUACAGUCAUUGUUUUGUAAGACUAUUACAGGUGAUAUCGACCUUCGAGCGGUUCGAGUCAUUUCAAGAAUUUGUCAGCUGUAAUUUUUUUAUCUUGUGUACAUGCUUGAAAGGGCCUACGCUGACAAUUUUCUGGAGGCUUGUUGUCGAUUGUCCUAGGACUAUUUGUGGACAGUUUGCUUGAUUGGUUCGUGGCAAAUUAUAUUUGGUCAUGUUUUCAGUCAUUUUGUUGGUUGAUUGGUAGUAGUGGUCAGUGUGACUGGGUGUAUACAAUGAGGUGCUAACCCUAUUUCUGUGAAAAAUUGUGUUACAUGCAAUAAGCCAGUUCAAAGUUGCAGUCUGAGCAUGAGCAGAUAAAGGUCAUAGCCGACCAAAUUGUGAAAUACAUGGAGAAAAAAAUACUGGACACGUAUAUGUCAUCAUUAUUCAUUUAUGUACAAGCAGUGCACUCCAUGAUACACAGGUGGAAGUAUUCUUUGAAAAAGGGGAAACAAAGGCUAUUUAUGAGGCACCUCCGUCGCUGUAGGAGGGAUUAUUUCAAAAUGUACAAAGUUGGAUCUCUUCAUGCUUUGAAAUUCUGUGGAUAUUCGGGGUCAUUUGGGACAUGUGCUAACCAUGAACUGGUCUAUUGGCAUAAUUCUUAUCCUAAAACAUGAAAUUCAGCCAAUGACAGCUCUAGGCCAUAGCUGCUUGAAAGAGAUAGUUGCGUCACCGGAAGUUGCUUCUGAUCGGUCAGGCAUUUCAUAAAGCCCCAAAAUAGCUCCCUCUCAUAGAGAUUGUACAUGGGAGGGAACUAUUUGGAGCAACAUGAUUAAACCACCAACCCAUCUUGCAUACGUGUAGAUGUGACUGUCGCAACUAUCCCUCUCAAUAAGCUGUGCUCUAGGCAAGUCUAACCCUCCAUCAUAUUGUGUUAUGUAACAACGCGUUUCUCAGAACGACACGCUCGCGGGUAAGCACCUCAUUGCACCAAUCCCCUCGUAAUGUAUGUACUUACAUGUAGGAAUUUUCGUCUUGCAUUGACUGUAUAUUCUCAUUGAAAUGGAUGCAAUGCACAGGGUUUGUUCACCUUUACCAAUCCGAAGCAUUCACACUGACUGGGUUUUCCUGCUUGCAGGUGUAUAGCAAGUGCUGGAUUUUAGAGGACCCAGGAUGACUGAAUGUGACAUUUUUUCACGUUUUAAAAACGUUCAAAAUGGAGAAGCUUUAAUGAGCCUGGAAAAUGAAAGGAACAUGUUACAUGUAGUCUACCUCCUCACUACUACCCAGACUUCGUGUUGCUUUUUCUUUUCAAAUAUUCUCCAAAUUCGGUGAGCAGAUGCGUGGAAUUAUCCCUGUUCAAGACUAUUUAUAUACAUGUAAACUAUAAACUGUAAUUGACAUCGAAGUGUAUAUUUCUUACUUGUUGAACCGAGCAAAGUUUGGUUAAGUACUGUGAAAAAAAUUAAGAAUUUAUUAUGUCAUAUGUAGCAGUUAUAUGUGAGGAUAUGGUCUUAAUCUUGUAAUAUCAGACAGGAUGAUAUUUUAUAUUUUCUCAAUUUUACUAUCUUUGUAUGUCCUGGUCGUCAUACAAAUAAUUUUAUAAAAUAGGGUGUUUGUAAUGGAGAGCAUCCCAUUGGCUGAGAAGCUAUCACAUGACACUCAACAUGAUGUUAUAUGCUUGUGGAGUACAACACCUUUUUUUUUGCCCGGUAUAAUGUGCACAUAAAUGAUUUAGACUGCGCACCCUCUUCCCUGCACGGACCCAUUGAUUCCAUUGUCUUAGCUUCAUGGAUCUGACGCGAAACGCAAUAAGUCUGAACGUAAUCGAGAGCGCCCGACUCCAAAAUAGCAAGGUAUGGAAUCACAAAUACAUGUACCCUUGAUUUUAUAUAACAUAUUGCAUCCAUUUCAGCUCCAAAUUCAGAAUUUCCCUCGUGCCGUUAUGAUUCAACCUCAUUCUGCAGCCUCUUUGAAAUAUAACAUCACUCAGGAAAUUCUGAUUUUGUUCUAUUGAACAUCGGAGCAUGCAAUAUAUAUGUAUAAUAUCAGUCUGGAUAAAAAAGGCUGCCAAACUUCACACAAUAAUUGAACCAAAAUUGUACGGGUUUAAAGCCCCACUGCGCUAUUUAAAGCUACAUGUACUUGCGCCCUCUAUAUAGCAAACAAUGCCUAAUAGGUGCCUAUUGGUCCCCCAUGAUCCUCUUUUUCUUAUGUUAAUUAAGAGCUGAUUUGAUAAGAUAACCACCUUCAGUGACCUUGCAGGGAGGUCUAAUCCCCCUGGCCAAACUAGUACAGACAGGCUUUAAGUUUGUUUUGCAGUUGCCCAAAUGAUGUCCACACAUGCUUACUGUGUUUUGAUGACUUGAAUUAGUUUUUCUUCCAAAAAACAUUGGGCAUUAGAGAGCGCUUGCAGGGUACUCCCCAAAGAGCUCAAUAAUUUGUUGCUGGUAUUGCGACUUCAACGUUCUCGCACAGGUUAGCAUUGCGCACACGGCAGAUCACGUCUUCACGAAGGUAUUAAGCGAGGGGAAUAUGCGUAUUGUUUAAUAGGUUGGUCUAUAUGACCUUAAAAAGACAGAGCCUAAUGAGCCUGUUUAUUUGAUAUAAUACUGAAUGUAAGACAUCAUUACAGUGUAAAUACAAAGUAGAGACUUGGAAGAAGAAAAAUCCUUGAUAUAUUCAUGUAUUCUAUUUCCUCCUUUUGUACCGGACAAAUAUUGGAUCCGACUGAUUUGAAAAAAAAUGAAAUAUCAAUUUUCAGACUCUGUAAAUAGUACCGGUACUCGUGAGGAUGAAUAAAAAAACCUGCGCUGGUUUGUGUUGGUCAAAUUAAAGUGCUCCAAAAAUUAAGAUGAUGGACUUUGUUGAAACCAUCGUCUAUUCAUUGAAGUGGUAUGCUAUUAAUGCUAGAUUGGUGACCAAUCUCUAAACAUGUCGAUUCGAAAUGCACGGCUGAAUGCUUAUAUGGACUUAAUCCAUUCAGACUUUAAAAUGUUAUCUACAGAAAACAGAGGUCUGCUAUGUGAGAGUACAGAUAGAAAGUUCGAACUAAGUUUGACCAAUCUGAUGUUAUGAAGGGCAGAAUGACCAGUGUGUAGAUGUCCAGGUGAUUGUUAAAUGUUUAUUUUUAAUGGACUGAUAUGUACUGUAAGUUGAUAUAAGAGUAGACCUGUUAACUAAUGUAUUUCAAUAUAUGCAAGUUUCUCUCCCAAACCCUUGAUUAUCAACUAUUAAAUUCACUUGCUAUGCAAAAUAGCAUCUCUGGAUGGAAUUCACUUUGCAUACAUUAAUUGUUGCUAUGUCAGGCAAGCCUCAGACAAGCUUUUCAGUUGUUAAGAGAAAUGUUUGUUUAAAAAUCGAUUAAAUUAUGCUUAAAAUUAGUAAACAGGUUUAUUGAAUGCAAUGCACAUCUACCGCUUUACAACAUAUCUUUCACCGAAAUUUGAAUAGCAUGUUGGUUUUAUGAUUGAAGAUUUUGAAAAGAAAAGAUAUGUAUCACAUAAAUUGAGAUUGAUUCUUCGUGUACUAAUACUUUUCAAUGUAUUUCAUGAGGUUAUGUCGCCUGGCUUUGAAGCCGAAUGGAGCAUUUUUAUGAUGAAACCAAAUCUAAUGCAUACGUCUUUGUGAAGUGCCUUGAUACAAAUUAUUUCAUUCAUCUGUUUCAAAUAAUCGUAUUUCAGUAGUCAGAAUGAGAACUGAAUACAUUAGUUGUCGCCAUGUAGUACAAACAUUAUGGCUUUCCCUACCUAUUACAACAACUUAUAUUAUUUAUAUAUGUAUUUUGCAUUCUGACUAUUGAAAUACAAUUAUUCAUUACAGGUAAAUGAAAGAAUUGUAUUGAUGCACUUCAUAUUCACAUUUGGUUACAUGAGUUUGUUUCGACCUGGAAGUUUCCUGAAAAUGAAUUAGAGAUGCCCUUGAUUUCUUCUUUGCUUUUAAAGUCCCCCGCACUUGUGAUAUGUAACGCUAAAUGCACUCGAGAGAACAUUGCAUAUAUGUACAUUGUAUCAUGUUCAAAGUCUUGUCUUCUUGCGAAUAAGCAGUCUUAACUCCUGACUACUGUAAACGCUGUUAUUUUCGCGCUGAGCGACCCCAAAACAUAUUCGCGGUUCUUAAAUUCACGUUGCACCAAAUUCAGCCCCUAAAGAACACGCAUAAGAAGUCAUGUUUAUAUUUUCGCAGGUUCUAAAAUUCGCGGACACCGAUUUAAGCGCAAAAUCCGCGAAUAUUAAUGUACCACAAAUAUUUCUGCGUUUACAGUAUAUGUGUUUCAUAAAGAAGAAAGUACUGAUAAGCUUGAUAUUUAUAUUGAUUGCAAAUAUUUCGUUGAAUUGAAUGUAUUUUGCUGACUUGACAAAUAAUGAUUUAAUGGAUGAUUUAAAUGUAGCACUACAUCAAAAUGUAUGUGAUGGUGGACAUAUUGCAAGAAUUCUUCAAUCAUUUUCCAAUUUCAUGCAUUAUGUGACUAAGUACUACUGAAUACUAAUACAUGUGAAUUAAAAUUGUACAUUUUAAGCUAAAAGUUUACGGCUUCAUAUCUGCACGAGCCGUUAGUGUACAGCCGUAACAGAAUAUAACUUCCCAAAUAUGUUUGGUUUUGUAUGGGUUCUGUUAAUUUUUUUUAACAUGUAAAUUACAUUUUGUUAUAAUGUGAGGUUUGCAAAAUAUGAACUUGGUUUUCUUUAUCAGUUGUUAUGCGAACUGUUUUAUUUUUGUUUUCUCCAAGUUGCCCUGUUUGUAUUAUGAAUGUACAGUGUUGGCUCCCUUUUGGGUAUUUUGUGGAGAUUUAACCUUAACCCUAUGAUGGCUGGGUUAUUAUGGUGCUCUCACUGUUAAAGGAGGGGGAGGGGGGGGGGGGGGUGGAGAGGUGGCUUCCACCCCCUCCCCAUCUCGGCCAAAGAGUGAUGAGACAUUCUGAUACUUGGCUUACAGAUAGAGUAUCUUGUCAAAUUUAAGGCCAUGGCGUUUCAUUAUUCAUUAUUUCAUAUCUAUACCUCAAAUAGUUUUCAAAUUAUUGGUAAUAGUCACUAUUCACAUCCUCGCUAAUUGACAUUUCUGGAUUGUGUACAAUACAAAUGUUCAUUUCGGCGGCGAUUUUUUACGCUGCGGGUACAUUUAUUAUCAAAUGGGGUUGUGGGUUCUGCCCCAGCCCUUUUAGGGUUAAUUGGAUCAGAAACUCUACAAAAGUAAAAACUACCUUUAGGUCUCCUUCAGAUAUGACGAGGUAAACUGCUUCAAAAAAGUGCCCCAGUAGGGAAAGAAUUUUCAAUUUAACAAAUAUUUAGAAGCCCUAUUUGGAUUAUUGGAAAAGAACAAAUACUGCAGCCUUGGCCCCCUUGCAGAGUUGCAAACUCAUUGAUCUGUGUGAUAUAAGGUACAGAACGUUGAUCCAUGCUUCCCCUAUCCUACCGAACUUUGCAACAUGUCAAGCUUUUUAUUUUAUUUAUUUUUUAUUUUUUGACCACAUCAUAUCUGUGUACCGGUAGGCCUUUGAAGCAACACAGGUUUAAAUUAUUCCACUCAAAAGAGACAGAGACACACAGAGAGAUGAUCGUUUAUUGACAACUUUCAUGUAUACAUUAACAAACAAUGCAGACAUAACUCCACAGGGUUCCCCUUGGCAUGUACACUAUCCCUUUCAAGUUGAAUCAACAUUUGGAGCGCAUUUUUUGAUGUCAUGCAGGAUACAAAUAUAAUAUUACGUCAUGUUUUAUUUGUUUUUCAGGAUGAGAAUAUUCAUGUACUUGUAUGUAUGUAUGAUUAUUGAGAUGAUGGCUGUCAAAUCAAAUCAUGUUAAUGUGUUCAUAGAGAGUGUGUGGGAAGGAGGAUUAAAAGAAUUAUCGAGAUACCUGAAGAA
Molecule: messenger RNA, 7540 nt
Organism: Strongylocentrotus purpuratus (purple sea urchin)
Lineage: Eukaryota; Metazoa; Echinodermata; Echinoidea; Camarodonta; Strongylocentrotidae
Product: bcl-2 homologous antagonist/killer
Exons: 5
Coding region: 786-1415 (209 amino acids)
Biological process (GO): intrinsic apoptotic signaling pathway in response to DNA damage; regulation of apoptotic process; extrinsic apoptotic signaling pathway in absence of ligand
Cellular component (GO): mitochondrial outer membrane
Molecular function (GO): protein heterodimerization activity; protein homodimerization activity
Source: RefSeq, a predicted model, not a curated record